Suillus paluster is the source of this 1614-nucleotide messenger RNA. RefSeq names its product Leo1-like protein-domain-containing protein. Gene Ontology annotation, cellular component: nucleus; Cdc73/Paf1 complex. The coding region runs from base 1 to 1614 and encodes 537 amino acids. Gene Ontology annotation, biological process: transcription elongation by RNA polymerase II; positive regulation of transcription elongation by RNA polymerase II. Lineage: Eukaryota; Fungi; Basidiomycota; Agaricomycetes; Boletales; Suillaceae. The record is from RefSeq and is a predicted model, not a curated record. Gene Ontology annotation, molecular function: RNA polymerase II C-terminal domain phosphoserine binding. The transcript has 4 exons.
AUGUCAUCCCUUGCCGGUGCCCUAGAUCAGCCCGCAAGCUACAACCACGUCCCACCUGCCAACCCAGGAGGGUUCACUGACCAAGACGUGGACAUGAAUGCCCCAAGCAGUGACGUUCUUCUGAAGGAGGAAGAAGACGCCGCGACCAUUUCUGGAGUGCUUGAAGAAAGGGUCCAAGACGAGGAAAUGGAAGAUCUCUUUGGAAAUGAUGCAGACGAAAAGCAUGACGUUGUAGAUGCGAAAUCAGACAGUGCCCCUGCCGUUACCCCUGCUGAAUCAGGUUUCGAGUCGGAUGAUCUCUCACAGACGGAGAAAGAACACCGCCAAGCACUGGAAUAUCUAGAGCCUGAAGAGCCUGGUAUUGUCGUUGAACAGGUCCGAGAGGCUGACGUUCGCAUUCCCAACAUUCCGGUUCCAAAGAGCUCAGAUGGGGAUCACUGGGCAAUUAGAAUGCCAACGUUUGUCAAAAUGGAUUCAAAGCCGUUUCACCCGGACACAUACAUCGGUCCCGAACACGAUGAAGAUGAUAACCAACACAAUGAGAACGUUCGCGAGAAGAGCAUGUCUAUCAAGCUCAAAGUCGAAAAUACCGUACGCUGGCGGUGGACCAAAGAUGAAUUUGGUCAAGAUAAAAGACAAUCAAACAGUCGCGUGAUCCGUUGGUCUGAUGGUUCUCUCAGCCUACGAUUAGGCAAGGAACUGUUUGAUAUCACCAAAACCGUCGACACGUCCGGCGGUGUCGUACGUCAAUCAUUAGGAGGCACUCAGCCGUCACAGGCAUCACAAAGCCAGCCAGCAGCAUCACAAAACAUGCUUCCUAGCUCGAGAUCUCAAGGUCUAACAUAUCUGGUCGCACAACACAAACGAUCAGAGGUGCUCCAAGCGGAAACUGUCGUCACGGGGUACAUGACACUGCGACCGACGGGCAUGCAGUCUGAAACGCAUCGUAUGCUGGUGCGCGCGGUUGGUCAGAAACAUAACAAAGUGGCGCGACUACGUAUGGCGCCUGAUCCAACCAUGGACCCUGAGCGCGAGAAGAUGGAGUUGAUGAGGCAAUCGGCUCGGAAAUCCAAAAAGAAAACUGACGAUUCUGGACUUGGUGUUCAUAAAAAGAGGUACAGUCAAUCGAGGAAAAGACAGGGACACGAUAUCUGGUCGGAGGAUGAAGAGGAACCGGAGUAUGAAGGUUCAGAGGACGACGAUGAUAUUGGUGCUUCCAAAAGAAAGGCAGAUGAACAGAGGAAAAGGGGUCCCGGCGAAUACCAAGAGGAUGAUUUCGUGGUCGCGGACGAGUCAGACGAUGAUGCGGAGUUUGAUGGAGAGGUCAAGCCAAGGAAAAAACGGAAACACCGAGAUGCAGAGGAAGAGGAUCCGCUUGAUCAGCUUGAUGCUAAAAUUAUCCAGCGGCAGCAAGAUGACCGGAAACGGAAACACCAAGACUCCGGAAACGACAGAGCCACGACAGAAGGAGGGGAAGAUGGCGCAGAGGAAGAUGAUGACCAAGACAUGGACAUCGAAAGCGAGGAAGAGGAGGAGGAGCAUAGGGUUCGGAAAGCCGGAUCUGGCGCACGGAAAAAGAGAACGAUGGCGCUCGACGACGAUGAAGAGGAAUAA